Bursaphelenchus okinawaensis is the source of this 1485-nucleotide messenger RNA. NCBI's taxonomy places the organism in Eukaryota, Metazoa, Nematoda, Chromadorea, Rhabditida, Aphelenchoididae. The record is from the annotation of a GenBank genome assembly.
AUGACUAUUUUACCGAAGUCGAAGAAGCCUCAUGCUAAAUCGGACCACAGGGAGCGAGCUGAAAGGUAAUAACUUAUGUUUUUUUGAACUUUAGGUUGUUUGGGAAGGUGAAGAAAAAGGAUAAACUUCACAACUAUAAGUAUACCUAAAAAAAUAGACGGCAAUUGUUCACAAAAAUGUGUUUUAGACGUUGUCAACCAAACGCAACUCACCACGAGCGACAUUAUGUCAAACCCCAUCCCCCACCCAGUGUGUCAGCACAAUUGCCAAGUGUGAACUUGCCAAAAGCUUUCGGUGGAGCCAAAACUGCUCCACGUCGGACUGAUGGCCAUCCACAGAAGGUUCAAAUUAGAAAACGUUUAGAUGAAAAACCAGUGAAUGAAGCUCCGAACAGUGAUGAUGAAUAUGGUGGAGGAUUCGAGGAUCUGGAGCUGGAAUUGGCAUUUGUGGAGAGGAUGAAGGCCGUCAAAGGAUAUGUGGUCAAGGAAGUUAAGGGUGAUGGCGCGUGCAUGUUCAGAGCUGUUGGUGUGUUUUUAGCUUUGUUUUUUUGUAUUUUUAGGUAUAUUAUGGAUGAAAAGUGCUGCUUUAAUGGAUUUUAAGGCUUAUUUUAUCUAAAUUUAGGCUUUUAAAAUAGUUUUUGAUUUUAAAAUAAGAUAGACAAUACAACUUAAUUUUCCAGCUGAUCAAAUCUACGGAGAUCAAGAAAUGCACCGUGAAGUCAGAAGAUUGUGUAUGGACUAUGUGGCCAAGAACCGUGAUCACUUUUCUCAGUUUAUCACGGAAGAUUUUAACGAUUAUUUGACGAGAAAACGUCUGGAUGCUGUUCAUGGUAACCAUGUCGAACUUCAGGCCAUGUCUGAAAUCUUUCUACGGCCAAUUGAAGUCUAUGAAUACAGUACAGAUCCGAUCAAUACUUUCCAUCCCAUCUCAAGAGAAGCCAACACUGGUGUCGAGAAUCCGGCCAUCAGGUUGUCGUAUCAUGGAAGUGUUCAUUAUAACUCUGGUAGGGAAUUGAUUCUUAUAUUUAAAUUUGGGUUUUAAAGUAUUUUUUGUCUACUGUAAUAUGUACGGUAUAUAAUAUUUUUUUCAGUCGUAGACCCCUUCAACCCCACCAUCGGCGUCGGCCUAGGCCUCCCAGAAUACCAACCCGGCCUAGCCGACCACAACCUUCUCAAAGAAGCGACACAAGCCUCGGAACGUCAACUCAUUGAAGACGCCAUGCUGAAGGACAAGAUGAAAAUGACAGAUUGGGAACGCACCGAAGAGGAGCUAAGCCGACAAAUCGCGUCGGAAAGCUACAUGGACUAUUUGAAAGCCGUUGAAGGGAAAAAAAGACGUGGUAAAAGCCCAGAAAUCUCACGAAAAAAAUCAAAAACCUCAUACGCCGCGGCCAAGAACCACCAGGCAACAAUCACCUCAGGAAGAACGUACUUUUCAUGGAUUGAAGACGACGUUGGGAGGGAAGAGAGGGGCUUCUUCACCUAA